AGGGCUCGCCGGGAAAUGUAGUCCUUCGGGGCGGCCUGGGGCGGUGGCCGCACGUCCCGCGGACCCGGUGGCAGAUCGGGCGUGGACCCGGGAUGGCUGGGCCGGGGGGCUCGGGAGGCCCUAUUGGGGCCGGGGCCCUGACAGGCAGCGCAAGGUCCAAGGUAGCCCCGAGUGUGGACUUUGACCACAGCUGCUCCGACAGUGUUGAGUACCUGACACUCAACUUCGGGCCCUUCGAGACAGUGCAUCGUUGGCGGCGCCUCCCGCCCUGCGACGAGUUCGUGGGGGCCCGGCGCAGCAAGCACACAGUGGUGGCCUAUAAAGAUGCCAUCUAUGUAUUUGGUGGAGACAAUGGGAAGACCAUGCUCAACGACCUCCUGCGGUUCGAUGUGAAGGACUGCUCCUGGUGCAGGGCCUUCACCACCGGCACCCCGCCAGCCCCCCGCUACCACCACUCAGCUGUUGUCUACGGAAGCAGCAUGUUCGUCUUCGGGGGCUACACUGGGGACAUUUACUCCAAUUCUAACUUGAAGAAUAAAAACGACCUUUUUGAAUAUAAGUUUGCAACUGGCCAGUGGACGGAGUGGAAGAUUGAAGGACGGUUGCCAGUCGCCAGGUCCGCCCACGGCGCCACGGUGUACAGUGACAAGCUGUGGAUCUUCGCUGGCUACGACGGCAAUGCCAGGUUGAAUGACAUGUGGACCAUUGGCCUCCAGGACCGAGAGCUCACAUGCUGGGAGGAGGUGGCUCAGAGCGGCGAGAUCCCGCCUUCCUGCUGCAACUUCCCAGUGGCUGUGUGCCGGGACAAGAUGUUUGUGUUCUCAGGGCAGAGUGGAGCCAAGAUAACCAACAACCUCUUUCAGUUCGAAUUCAAAGACAAGACGUGGACGCGCAUCCCCACCGAGCAUCUGCUUCGUGGCUCCCCACCGCCCCCGCAGCGGCGCUAUGGGCACACCAUGGUGGCCUUUGACCGCCACCUUUAUGUGUUUGGGGGCGCAGCAGACAACACACUGCCUAAUGAGCUGCACUGCUACGAUGUGGACUUCCAGACUUGGGAGGUCGUCCAGCCCAGCUCCGACAGCGAGGUCGGCGGGGCUGAGGUGCCAGAGCGAGCAUCGUCUUCUGAGGAGGCGCCUGGCCUGGCCUCUGAGGACCGAGGUGGCUUCAAGAAGUCCCGCGAUGUAUUUGGCCUGGACUUCGGCACCACCACAGCCAAGCAGCCUGCCCCACCAGCGUCUGAGCUGCCAAGCGGAAGGCUCUUCCACGCAGCCGCGGUGAUCUCAGACGCCAUGUACAUCUUUGGGGGCACGGUGGACAACAACAUCCGCAGCGGGGAGAUGUACCGGUUCCAGUUCUCCUGUUACCCCAAGUGCACGCUGCAUGAGGACUACGGGCGUCUGUGGGAGAGCCGCCAGUUCUGCGAUGUGGAGUUUGUGCUGGGCGAGAAAGAGGAAUGCGUGCAGGGCCAUGUGGCCAUCGUCACUGCUCGGAGCCGCUGGCUCCGCAGGAAGAUCGUGCAGGCACGGGAACGGCUGGCCCAGAAACUGGAGGAGGAGGCAGCCCCGGCUCCCAGGGAGGUCCCUGGUGGGGCAGCGGGGGGAGCCCGGCCACCCCUGUUGCACGUGGCCAUCCGUGAGGCUGAGGCCCGGCCCUUUGAAGUGCUCAUGCAGUUCCUCUACACGGACAAGAUCAAGUACCCGCGGAAAGGCCACGUGGAGGACGUGCUGCUCGUCAUGGACGUGUACAAGCUGGCCCUGAGCUUCCAGCUCUGCCGCCUGGAGCAGCUGUGCCGACAGUACAUCGAAGCCUCCGUGGACCUGCAGAAUGUGCUGGUUGUGUGCGAGAGCGCCGCCAGGCUGCAGCUGGGCCAGUUAAAGGAGCACUGCUUGAACUUCGUGGUGAAGGAGUCCCACUUCAACCAGGUGAUCAUGAUGAAGGAGUUCGAGCGCCUCUCUUCACCACUGAUCGUGGAGAUCGUGCGGCGGAAGCAGCAGCCGCCUCCCCGCACCCCCUCGGAGCAGCCUGUGGACAUCGGCACAUCUCUGAUCCAGGACAUGAAGGCGUACCUGGAGGGAGCAGGUGCGGAGUUCUGUGACAUCACUCUGCUACUGGACGGGCACCCAAGACCGGCCCACAAGGCCAUCCUGGCCGCCCGCUCCAGCUACUUUGAGGCCAUGUUCCGGUCCUUCAUGCCAGAGGACGGCCAGGUGAACAUCUCCAUCGGGGAGAUGGUGCCCAGCAGGCAGGCCUUCGAGUCCAUGCUGCGCUACAUCUACUACGGGGAGGUCAACAUGCCGCCCGAGGACUCUCUCUACCUGUUUGCGGCCCCCUACUAUUACGGCUUCUACAACAACCGGCUGCAGGCAUACUGCAAGCAGAACCUGGAGAUGAAUGUGACUGUGCAGAAUGUACUGCAGAUCCUGGAGGCAGCCGACAAGACGCAGGCGCUGGACAUGAAGCGGCACUGCCUGCACAUCAUCGUGCACCAGUUCACCAAGGUUUCCAAGCUGCCCACGCUGCGCUCGCUGAGCCAGCAGCUGCUGCUUGACAUCAUAGACUCCCUGGCCUCCCACAUCUCUGACAAGCAGUGCGCGGAGCUGGGCGCUGACAUAUGAGGGCCCACGUGGUGCCGGCCCACUCAGGAAUCACUGUGCUUGCUCCUGCCCUGCCCACUGCAGACUACUGGAUCUGCCAGCCAAGGGGCUGGCUUCCCUGAGCCUUCGAAGGGAAAGGGAACACGGGGUCUCUGCCCCGUUUCACUGCCGAGGACACAGGUCACACAGGGAGUGGAUGGUGAAACAGACGCCCUCCCCCCAACCCCAGCCAGAACCUCUCCUCGGAGGUGGGACAGCCCACCAUGGAGUUGGUGUGGGGCUGCCUAUCCAGCAGGGACUGCAUGGCUUGUGGGUUUGGCCGCUGGGUCCUAUUGCCAAGGCCCCUCUGACGUAGGAGCUACACAGUAUCCCCUCACCUUUACGGAGGCGGCUGUUAAGGGCCCCUACUGCCACCCGGUUUGUGAAUGGGCACAUGGAAUUGGACUCCAGAUGAAUUUUGGGGUGUGAAGGGCCCUGAGUCAGCACCUAGCCUGAAGGGCCAUUCUGGCCAGGGCCUGGCUUCCAGAGGAGUUGCAGGAUCUCACCCCACUGUGUGCACAUCAGGGGCCCCCAGCUGCACCAGGGGGAAGUCAGUGGAGGUGCCCCCCCCCAGUCCCCAUGUAUCCUUAAUUAUUUAUUGUCAUAAACAUGCCAUUAAGACCACAGUAGUGCUAAUCUACUAGACACACCUCAUGGGCAUAGACCCUCCUUGAGCGGGGGACAGAUCAUGUGUCCCAAGUGCUUGGGACACGCCAGGUCUCAGGGUUGGCAACUCCCCACCUCAUCUGAGGUGUCCCAAUUGUGGGGGUGGGGCAGGGCUGUGCUCCAAGGGGAACCCUGGAUUCCCAAGGCUGUCUUGCUCCUACACUGCAUUAGAGGCUCCUGCCUAGGCUGGAAAGCUAAGGACUGGCCACCACAUCCUUCCCUUCUGUCAACAGAAGGCCCUGGGACUCCACGCUAA
Mustela erminea (ermine) is the source of this 3555-nucleotide messenger RNA. It is a transcript of the gene LZTR1, whose product is annotated as leucine zipper like transcription regulator 1. Gene Ontology annotation, cellular component: Golgi apparatus. Lineage: Eukaryota; Metazoa; Chordata; Mammalia; Carnivora; Mustelidae. Gene Ontology annotation, molecular function: protein binding. The record is from RefSeq and is a predicted model, not a curated record. The transcript is spliced from 21 exons. The coding region runs from base 93 to 2615 and encodes 840 amino acids.